CUCUUGCAUAGCACAUACUCCUUCAUUUUUUUUUCAUACGCAUUUCCAUUUUCCCUCUCUUCAACUGCAUUCCUUGCCUAUCUGCUACGCAAUACUUUCAAUGCAUGUGCAGACUAUUUUCAUAGCUAUCCUGCUAUCCCUGCUUAGUUUCUUAAGCGUCGCUCAGGCAGGCUACUGCAGAGCACAGCAUAUCCUCGAAGCCUGCCUCGCACAACAGACACGGCAGUUCAAAAUGUGCGAAUAUGACAAUUGGGACUGCAAAUGCAACAGCCAGAAGAAGAUCCUGACCUGCUACGACAACUGCCCGGACUCUGAGAGCCGCACGACGCAGGAAAUGCAGGUCCAGAUCUUUUGCGGCGCCGCGCGCGGAAAGGAUUACAAUGAGGACCUGCUUGAGCAUAUGACUAAGCCGGCCAAGGCCGGGGUCGAGCAUCCGGCUAUUAGCUCGACCAAACCUGCUCCACCGCCACCACCGGCGCCAAAGCCUGCUCCAACCACUGCCGAUCAGGAUGAUGAUAUGGUGAGGGACUUUGGUGGACUGAAGCCUGCAAGGGGUGGGCGGGGGGUUGGCCCGAAUGGGAACGGCGGAGUGGUGCUGGUGAACGAUAGUGCAGCGGCGAGGCAGGCAGCUGUUGGUGUGUUGGGUGCAGUUGUCGGCUUGGCCACAUUUGCUCUAGCCAUUUGA
Molecule: messenger RNA, 685 nt
Organism: Linderina pennispora
Lineage: Eukaryota; Fungi; Kickxellomycota; Kickxellomycetes; Kickxellales; Kickxellaceae
Exons: 1
Coding region: 101-685 (194 amino acids)
Source: RefSeq, a predicted model, not a curated record